AUGGCAGAGGGUGGCGUAGAUAUCAUCGUGGUGGGCGGAGGAACAACGGGGUUGAUUACUGCGGGUCGUCUGGCUCAAGCCAAACCUGACCUCUCGAUCCUGGUGAUCGAGGCGGGCAUCAAUUCUCGGAAUAACCCUCAGGUGGUCACCCCGGCACUAUACCUUUCAAACAUUGCGCCAACCUCGACCAUCGCGAAGAUCUACAAGUCCAAGGCAAGUGAUCACCUAGGAGGGCGAGUGGCUGUUGUCUCGACUGGCAACAUUCUUGGGGGAGGAAGCUCCAUAAACUUCAUGGUCUAUACCAGGGCCCAAGAAGUAGAUUACGAUGAUUGGAACACGGAAGGUUGGACCGGAAAGGACAUGAUACCGUUCAUUAAAAAAAUCGAGCGAUUCCAAGAUACAGACCCUGAAAUCGACAAAUCCAUCCAUGGUUACAACGGGGAGCUGAGUGUCUCCGCGGGAGGAACCUAUGUGCAGGCCCCGUUCCAGAAAGAUGUCUUCAAAGCAUGCGAGGAUAUUGGAAUCAGGAAGGUCCCAGAUGUACAGGAUUUCAAAACGGCGAAUGCAGUGGGCGUAAGUCACCCUUCUCCCUUUCGCGUGAGGGUCUUGUUUGAUGAAUCCAACAGAGCCACGGGGGUCGAAUACGUACCUACCGGGGCAGAUCCAUCAACAGAACCAAUUGUAGCGCAUGCAAAACAGUUUGUUUUAGUUGCAGCCAAUGCGCUGGACACUCCCCAGGUCUUGCAAAGGUCUGGAAUUGGAAAUAAAUUGAAACUUGAGGCGUUAGGUAUUCCAGUGGUGUCUGAUUUGAAUGGAGUUGGGAGCAACUAUCAGGAUCAUCAAACUGUCUCCUAUUCAUACUCCUCCAAGGCAACAGCAGAGGAAACACUGGAUGGCCUAUUUACAGGCCGCCUUCCCCUUGAACAAGCAUUGUUGCUAAAGACAGCCAACCCCACCCGCCAUUUGCUUGGAUGGAAUGGCCUUGACUGCUUUGGAAAGCUUCGACCCUCAGAAACAGAAGUAAAUGAGUUUGGCCCAGUAUUACAGGAAGUGUGGGAUAAAGAUUUCCGUCACAGAGAAACUCGCCCCUUGAUGCUUCUAGGCAUUCUCGCGGCGAAUUUAGCACAAAAGGGACCACCAGCUGAAGGACAAUAUUUCACUAUGGGUUCAUACACUGCAUACCCUUACUCACGGGGGUCAAUCCACAUUACGGGCAAAUCUGUCACUGAUACUCCAGAGUUUGAUGCUGGUUUUCUCAAUCACCCUGCAGACGUGAUGAAGCUAGUAUGGGGGUACAAAAAACAACGAGAAAUCGCGCGCAGGCUGCCAUAUUACAACGGGGCGAAUCCCUUUGGUAACCCGGCAUUUCCUCCAGGAUCAAAGGCAGACCCUGAGGUAGUGGACGCGGCUUCUAAGGCGAAGGGACACCCAGUGCCGAUAGAAUACUCAGAAGCUGACAAUAAUGCCAUUGAGGAGUACAUCCGCGAGAAUCUUACCACCACAUUCCAUAGCCUGGGCACAUGUGCAAUGAAACCAAGAGAGAAUGGAGGAGUGGUAGACAAAGACUUGAAUGUCUAUGGUGUUAAAAACCUAAAAGUCAUUGAUCUCUCGAUAUGCCCAAGCAAUGUAGCAGCAAACACCUACUCGACUGCACUAGCUGUUGGAGAGAAAGCUGCGAGCAUUAUCGCGAAAGAGCUAGGUAUCCCGUACAUCGUCUAA
Messenger RNA from Histoplasma capsulatum G186AR, 1719 nucleotides. RefSeq names its product alcohol oxidase. The record is from RefSeq and is a predicted model, not a curated record. Lineage: Eukaryota; Fungi; Ascomycota; Eurotiomycetes; Onygenales; Ajellomycetaceae. Gene Ontology annotation, molecular function: flavin adenine dinucleotide binding; oxidoreductase activity, acting on CH-OH group of donors. The transcript has 5 exons. The coding region runs from base 1 to 1719 and encodes 572 amino acids.